Messenger RNA from Lactuca saligna, 588 nucleotides. Lineage: Eukaryota; Viridiplantae; Streptophyta; Magnoliopsida; Asterales; Asteraceae. The record is from the annotation of a GenBank genome assembly.
AUGACAUACGCAGGUCUUCAGUUGUUCAUGAACAACUUGAAGGAGCUAAUUUACUGUAAAGAUAACCCACCGAUCAUCAACAACCCUUCCAUUAUGUAUGAAAUGCCUCAAUUCCAACAGCUUUAUGAAGAGCUUUGUCGCGUGAUCCGAAUUUUUCUUAUCGACCAAGAUGAAGACGAAAAAGUUAGAAAUCUCAAGAAAAGAUUCAAACAAGCUGCAGAAGAGGCACAAGCCAAUGUACCUUGCAAUUUGGUAUCCCUCGAGGUCUUUCCCAUCCUCAAUCUGCAAUCUGGUAUAAAGAAGCUUACAUGUCCACUUUACACAUACGACGAAAAUGACUUCAAAUCACCAGCUUAUCUUGAAUCACUGAAGUUAAUUGGGUCAGGUAGCAGAAAGAAUUCAAUGGAGGUAGGUUUUCCGAAAGGUGAGCCGAUCUUUGAAAAGAAUCACUUUACAAUGCCUGCAACAAUUAAAAAACUUACAUUACUAUGGUGUCGUCUUCCAUGGAGUGAUAUUUUGAUAAUUCAGUCGUUACUUAACCUUGAGGAACUCAACGUACUUGACAACGCAUUUGAAGAAUCUCAAUGA